Daucus carota subsp. sativus is the source of this 673-nucleotide messenger RNA. RefSeq lists its product as uncharacterized. The coding region runs from base 91 to 549 and encodes 152 amino acids. The transcript is spliced from 3 exons. NCBI's taxonomy places the organism in Eukaryota, Viridiplantae, Streptophyta, Magnoliopsida, Apiales, Apiaceae. The record is from RefSeq and is a predicted model, not a curated record.
CACCAUAUCUCUCUCUCUCUCUCUCUCUCUCUCUCUCUCAGUCUCUCUCUCUCUGUUUUUUCUUUCAUUUCAUUCAUACACUAACUGAAAAUGCACCGACAGUCCCUAAGCUCACCAAACUCAAAGCUCCACACUCCUCAUGGAGGCCUCCUCUCUCACCCCAGUACCAACAACAUUGACCUCACUGCAAACGACUCUCACCUCGCCGCCGCCGCCGACGUCGACGACCUCCGCAAGUCCCAAAAGCCGCAAAAAUCGGCGGAGAAGCUCAUCCACAUCAUUCCUAUGCUCAUUGUCUUUUGCUUCCUAGUCCUCUAUCUCUCCUCUCACGAUCCUUCUCAAAAAGAGGUGACUAGCUUCAACGGAUUCAAGAGAAAUUCAAAGCCCAUAGAUGUCGAAAUAUCGUCGGAGAUUGAUGAUUUCGGGGGCCUAUUGGAGACGAAAAAGAGCGAUAUUUUAGCAAUCGGAAGCAUGAGGAAUUUACAAGAGAUUCACAAGAAGCGAAGUCAAAAUAAUCACCGUGUUCAUCGAAAAUUCGCCGAUUUUUAGUCAAUGUUUUAAUUUCCGGUUCAAUCCUCUUCUCUCUCUACAUUUAUUUUCUCUCACUAUAACUAUGUAUGUAUCGAUAACAUCUAAGAAAUGAGCGAUUAACGUUCCAUUGUUUGAGCUGGCA